AUGUACGACGAGACUCCGAUGCCAGUGCGGUUGAGGGACAGGAUCGAGGAACUUCGAAAUGAGGAAAUGUUUCGUGGUUUUCAGCAGUCAUCCUUGUGGAACUGGAGCGAUGGCGUCAUUCGGUUCUCGGAGUCUGGCCCCGCGAAGCUGUUCCAAGUCGAAAGUGUUUGGGGAGCAUUGGCAUCGAUCGAGGACCAGGGGGCCGUUCGAUUCAUCAUGUUCACGGGAAAAGCACUGUCAAAUCUCCAAGUGUUCGACCGAGUAACUGGGGAGACAACUCGCCAAGGGCUCAGGCAGAUCUGGACGACAUCUCACAUGUGCACGGAGUACGGUCAGCGUACCCGCGGAUCUGUCACGGACCGAGGGGCCGCGAAUGGAGCCGCCGAGCGUGGAAUUAGAUGUGACAAUCUUGGCUGGCAACACUUGCACUUGGACUGCCGCGCCCAUCUCGCAGCGCUCGUGUUUGGCAAGGCGUGUUCGGCGUGUGAAUGGCUCGUCACGGGCAUGAUCAGGACCGCGCUGGCUACGCACAUGGCGGGGUCCAUGAGCCAUUUCAGAAGAUGCUUGAAGUUGCAGAUUCGUUCGAUGGUGCAAUUCACUACUGGGGAGCCUCCAACGGAAUACGGCUUGCAUGUGCGACGCGUUGUAGCUAUGUACGGGAGGUCUGGUCACAACCUAGUUCAACGACUUGUGGUGUUGAGAAUGUUACCCAACGGCGAUUGGACGGACAAGGCUCGCAUCGUCAUCUACGCGCCUGCGUUGCCGCGGGAUGAUGCCCAAGCGAAGCUCUGGACUGAUCGCAUUGUCGCUGGCUUGUGCUUCGCGGUGUGCCCACCCGCGUUCAAGAAGUUCUCUCGGAACAGGUGGUUCGGCAAAGAGGUCAGUCUCGACCAAAUCGGAUUGCUGGAGCAUUGCCACGGCCUUUUCUCGAGCACGUUCAGGAGGUGGGUAUCGGAAGUGGACGGCGACCAGAAGAGGAAGCGGACCGCAGCUGCUUCUGCAGGUCCGUUCGCUGCCCCUGGAGUCCCUGGAGAUCAGCCAGUUCUUGCCCUUUGCGACGCCCCAGGGGAUGCCUUUGCUGAUCCUGGCGCAGAUGGUGCUGGCGACGGUGGCCCGCCCCUCGGCCACGAGGAUGCGCAGCCACAACGUCCAGACGAUGCCGAACGCGUGGUGGUGGAGGUGAACGCCCACGAAGCCCGGGAGCGUGUAAACUCUGAACAUCGAAGGCGUGCUAUGGUCUUCGCGAGUACCGAGUUUCUGCAUCACUUGGACGUCAUGCGGAUCGUCAUGGUCCCAAUCAUGGAGAUGUUCAGGGAGUUCGAUUUCCUCGGCGGUGAUGCUUGGGAGGAACGCCAGAGAGCGGUUGAAGCUGAGGCGCUUCGCCUCGGAGUUGGUGCGGAGGCUGCUCAAGCUCGGAGGACAUAUCGUAUCGUUGUGUGUGCCAAGGGGUCUGUGGAACAGACUUUCUUCAAUAAGCUGAAGUUCCUGUACAAUUCAUCGAUCAUGUGGCGAACCAUUGAGGGUAAGCACUGCACUGAGUUGAUCAAUGCGUAUGUAUUCAAGACCAUGUCUCGAGCUGGUGCCAAGGCCGAGUGCGAGAUUGCUGCUCUGCACAGGCGUUACCCCUAUCGCGCGUUCUUGCUCAUAAGCGAUCCAACCAUAGCAGACGAGAUGAUCCGCGAGCCCGACUGCAUCGCGGACCCUUUCUGGAGAGAGUUUCGGAAUGCGAAUCCAGAUUUGAAGUCUCCGAGUACAAGGGCUCGGCUGGUGCUCUUGGCUUUACUGCGCGUCCCAAGCAUCGUGAGGAUCGAGGUCAGGGACUUCCAUGCGCUUGCCGCCCAGUACAGGGCCAUCACCGACGAGGAACGCGAGUACUUCAGGAGGCUCGGCGCAGAGGGCACGCAGAAGCAUUCCGAGACUCCCAACGGCCGAAGCUUCGGGCCCACUGUCAGGGAUGUGGAGAGGGCGGCAGCUAGAUCACAGAAGCAUGAUAUGUGCGAAGCCUUACUGCGUGACAUACAACGUGAUGAACUUCAGAGGGAUGCAUCGCUGGCCAUUGCGGACUCCGUUGUCGCCAGGAGCCGUUCGUGGCAGGAUGGAGAGCACCUGGCGAAGAUGGCGAAGAAGACUUUGAGCGAACACAC
This is a messenger RNA of Prorocentrum cordatum, 2144 nucleotides long. The record is from the annotation of a GenBank genome assembly. Lineage: Eukaryota; Dinophyceae; Prorocentrales; Prorocentraceae.